AUGCGCACCACCACGCACGCCGCCGCCUCGACGCGCGGUGCGCGUCGCCCAUCGACGAGAACGUGCGAGAAACACGCCCCAAAGGCUUCGUCGUCCCGCUCGAGGAAUCUGUCCUCGCCCGGGCGUCGCGCGAUCGCUCGCGCGUCGAUGUGGAGCGACGACUCCGCGACCGAAGACGUUCUGGGCGUCGUCAUCGUCGAUCACGGCUCGCGAAGGAAGGAAUCGAACGCACAGUUGGAGGUUUUCGUCGAGCAGUACGCGCGCGUGACCGGGCGGGACAUCGUCGAGGCGGCGCACAUGGAAUUGGCGUCGCCCUCGAUCGCGGAUGCGUUUGGUAGAUGCGUGGAUCGAGGAGCUAAUGUAAUCGUCGUGGCACCUUUCUUUUUGUCGCCGGGACGGCACUGGCAGGAGGAUAUUCCUCAGCUUGUGAAGGAGGCAGCGGCAGCGCACUCAGGCGUGCGACACUUGGUGUCAGCACCAAUCGGAUUGCACCCUCUCAUGGUCGAAGUCAUAGAUUCAAGAAUGCGACACUGUUUAGCGCGGGCGAAGGGAGAGGUCGACGCGUGCGACGUGUGCGCGGGCUCGAAAUUUGGGUGCCAGAUGUUGUGA
Molecule: messenger RNA, 609 nt
Organism: Ostreococcus tauri
Lineage: Eukaryota; Viridiplantae; Chlorophyta; Mamiellophyceae; Mamiellales; Bathycoccaceae
Product: Cobalamin (vitamin B12) biosynthesis CbiX
Exons: 1
Coding region: 1-609 (202 amino acids)
Molecular function (GO): lyase activity
Source: RefSeq, a predicted model, not a curated record